Molecule: messenger RNA, 3152 nt
Organism: Megalops cyprinoides (Indo-Pacific tarpon)
Lineage: Eukaryota; Metazoa; Chordata; Actinopteri; Elopiformes; Megalopidae
Product: seipin-like
Exons: 12
Coding region: 760-2163 (467 amino acids)
Biological process (GO): lipid storage; lipid droplet organization
Cellular component (GO): endoplasmic reticulum membrane
Source: RefSeq, a predicted model, not a curated record
UGGGGGAUGGGGGUGGUAGCAAGUACCACUCCAUACAGAAAGAGGUCUUGCCAAUGACUAAGCGUGUGUUCCUGGCUAAUCGUGAAUAAUUUAGGUGUAUCGAGUUCAAUGGGAACUGGAGUAAGAAUGGGAAAGGAGGGGAAGAAAGGCAAGAAACCAAAAGAGACUGAUUACCAAUGAGAAAUAAAAACAUUGAACACGGAGCAGUCCCUGUGCAAGAGGAAACAGGCUGAUGAAUGUGUGAUAACCUCUGUGCUUUGAUUGACUUCUUUGAAUUGAUAAAAAAAACACAGAGGAAAUAUCCAUCAGUAGGGGGUGACAGUGGGUUGGCCCUAGGGUGAAGUUCUCUUGAGGGGGAUGAAAACAGAGAAAACAGGGUAGGGUUUCUGGCAAAGCAUCAUUCUUCAGUCCACCUGCAAAGCGGCCUGCUGUGUGGGAGAGCAGCCAGCUCCAGUGGAGGUCCUGCACCUAGCAGAAGGCCAUGCAGCUGUAGCUGUGGUGGCACAGUAAAUAGAAGCUGCGGGUAACUAACAGGCUUGGUUUAAGCACUCUGUAAAGUGGCAGGGUGUAGCUGGCAGUGGCGUGAGGGCUGAAAGAGUGUGAAAACGCACAGGAGAACAGUUUUGCAGCAGGAGAGGGGAGAGUGGAGAGGGAGGCAAGGUCACACAGGCCACUCGAAACGUGGCGGGCAAGAGCAAGUGUCUAGACAGACUAGUGGUGUGGACAGGCCACAGGAACGCAGGGAGGGGGUGGGAGAAGAUGGAGGGCAAGAGGCUGGGAGUGGCAGGCGGUACUGAUAGAUCCCCGAUGUCGUUCAAGAUGGAGCCCGGCGGGCAGCCCCAGCAUCGUGGGGGCAGCGGGGGCAGCUGCAGCGGCGGGGGAGAGAUGGCUAGCGCAGUGGGGCCCAUCCUGUUGUGGCUGCAGGAUGUGGUGGUGCUGGCACUACUCAGGGGGCGGCGGACUCUCCUCCAGGCUGCCAUCCUGCUCUGUGUGCUGGUGCUGCUGCUCUGGGUGGCCAUCUUCCUCUAUGGCAGCUUCUACUACUCCUACAUGCCCACCGCCAGCUUCAGGAUGCCCAUACACUACCACUACAGGACAGAUUGUGACUCCAGCAGCAGAGACCUUUGUUCCUUUCCAAUGGCUAAUGUGUCCCUGCUGAGGAAUGGCCGAGAUCAGGUGAUGAUAUAUGGCCAGCCCUACCGGAUCUCUCUGGAUCUGGAGAUGCCGGAGUCCCCAGUCAAUCAGGACCUGGGAAUGUUUAUGAUCAGGAUGUCCUGUUAUUCCAGCGAGGGUCGGAGCAUCGCCACCGUUUCCCGCUCAGUAAGCCUGCUCACUUCCUCUGGCUCUCGCACUGCCAUGCUGCACUUCCGAUCCAGCCUGCUGCAGACGAUGGCUACCCUUUUGUUCUCACCACUCCUGCUGUCCGGGAUGUCAGAGCAGAAGCAACUGGUUGAGGUGGAGCUUUUCUCCGCUUAUAAGGAAAACUCUUACCUGCCAACUGUAGGGGCAGUGAUUGAGAUCCAGUCUCUGCAAAUCCAGAUCUACUCUGCUCAGCUGUGGAUCCAUGCUCACUUCACCGGCAUCAGGUACCUCCUAUACAACUUCCCCCUUUUGUCAGGCCUGAUUGGUGUGAUCAGCAACUUUGCCUUCCUCAGCGUGCUGGUUCUCUUCAGCUACCUGCAGUUCAUAUGGGGGAGCAUCUGGCCACCUGAGCAGGUCAGAGUUAGGGUCACAAUGGGUGACAGGACACACCUGCAGCAGAAGAAAGAAGGAGCUUGGAAACACAUCGGCCAGAAUAAAAAAGAAGAGACAGGAAGUGACAACACUCUAGACCUUGCAGGAGGACCCCAUUCUGAGGCAUCUUUUCCAGUGCAUGCAAAGAUGAAAGGGGAGCUGGAGACAGAAUUUCCUGAAACUGUGGGCUCUUUGAAUGUAACAUCAGAUGUGCAAGACAAUAGCACAGCAUUGGAGUCAUCCACAGAGGAGCCCCCCAUUCUCCUUGAAGCUCCUGACAUUUUGGAGACCAUUGUAAGCGAGGAGGACCCUGACCGGAAAGGAGAGGCAGAGGUGGAGGGUGAUGGGGAUUCAGAGGAGGAACCGAGGGUGCCUCCUCCAUUGAACCCUGCCCUGCGCAAGCGCCACACCUCCUGCUUGAGCUCCUGAAAGCGCGGCCGGAAUCGGCACAAAUGUGUAUUUUCUUUUUGCUCUCCUCCCUCAUCACACUCCCUGUGCCUGCAGAAUGAUGUCACACACCAGAGGAGUCUGGUCUUACAGCGAAAACUCAUCACUUCAGUAAACAGAAGUGCUUUUUUUAAGUGGGGGGCUGCUGUCGAGGGGCGCGAAUGCACAUGCAGCACGCACAUGCCCCAUUCACAUUCAAGCUGAAAUGUGUUCACUACAUUCCCCAACUGCUCCUUUCAACUAUUUACCAAGAGAUAGGGCUUGGAAAUCAUACCUUUUUAUGUGUGUUGGCUGCUUUCAUAUUAAAAUGCUGCAGAUUUUAUUGCUAAUAAAAUAAUGAGGAUUAUUUUUUCAUAUUAAGAGGCUAUAAUAAUGAUGAGAAGGCUUAAAUAAUAUUGGGUUGCACUGACUGUAUUUUUCCAUAUUGUUUGUAUUGUUUGGACACAGGGCACAGUAUGAUAGAAGAGCUCCAGUAAAAUCAAUGAAUGUAAGAAAUGGAUGUGGGCUAUGCUGAAUUUAUUCAUGGAAGAACAGUCAGUGCAGGAUGUGUGAGUACAUCCCCAGCUUUUAAGACCUGGGGGCUUAUUAGAGGCCUUGGUGUGCUGGGAUUUUGUGAGCCGUUCCCAGCAACUGUGGUUUUGGUGGGGUCCAGUAGGGGCUUUACGAAGAUCAAUGGUAGCUGUCAAAUGCCCAGUCCUGGUUUUAGAUUGCCCACCUUUUGCAAAAUUUUUGUUACAGUUUUUUAACUUGAAUUUAUAAUUGUAUUCAUUGGAAUUAAGGCCAAAGCUGCCCAUAACAGGACGUGAUUUGUGGCAGGCAUGUUGUUCUCGCAGCAUGUUAAAUAAUGCAUUAAUGUGUACUAACAUUGUCAGAGUAUUCAGAUGUUCUUUUGUUCAAACUUCAGCUAUGUAGCCAAGCACAGACUGAAACAUUCCUUUUGGUUUGCGUUUAUUUUUUCAAGGACCCCGUAA